CUCUGGGCAUGUUUCAACUAGAGAAGAAGCUGCUGCCCUGCCUUCCUUCUAUUGUGCUUCUUCAUAUUUUGCCUGCACAAGCAUAAAUACGAAGGAAUCACAAAUGGGCUUUUGCUCCGAAUAGUAAUUUCUCUUAAAUACUUGCCUAAAAUUCAUUAAUAUGCCCAUUUCCCGCUUCAUUUUCUUUUCCGCCAAGCACCGCUUCGCCCAUGCUUCCAAUCUUCUUCCAAGGUUUGGUUCAUCUAAGAGAAUUCAAUCUUGUGGCUAUACCAAAUCAGCAAAGAACAAUUAUUACAAAAAGCCAACUGGUCAUCCUGUUGUGAAUGUUGAAACACAGGCUUCUCGCUCGUCGGGUGCUUAUAUUAUUCCACCUAUUAUACUAGGAUUUGGUGGAUUGCUAGCUUUUCUGCAUUAUAAUGACGAGCGAAGAGCAGUUAAAAUAGGCAAGGACAGCUAUACCGGUAGUGAUACUGCAGCAGCUCCAAUUAUUGGCGGCCCAUUCACUUUGGUUAAUUCGGAAAAUCAGAUUGUUAAUGAACAGGACUUUCUUGGAAACUGGGUUCUCUUGUACUUUGGCUAUACAUCGUCUCCUGAUAUCGGACCUGAUCAAGUUCGGAUAAUGGCAAAGGCUAUAGAUACAUUAGAAUCGAAAGAGAAUUUGAAGGUUUUACCUGUAUUCGUGACAAUAGAUCCUCAGCGUGAUACUCCAGCGCAACUCCGGGCUUACCUCAAAGAGUUUGAUCCAAGAAUAGUGGGAUUGGGAGGACCUGUUAGUGCUGUAAGGCAAAUGGCACAAGAAUAUCGUGUUUAUUUCAAGAAGGUUGAAGAAGAAGGAGAUGAUUACCUCGUCGAGUCUUCUCACAGCAUGUAUUUGAUAAACCCGAAAAUGAAGGUUGUAAGAUGCUUUGGAGUAGAGUACAAUGCUGAACAACUAUCAAAGGAAAUAUUGAAGGAAUUGAAGAAACACCAAGUUAAUGCUUGAGUAGCACAAAAACUGUUGGCACCAACCCUUACCCUACGAUUUUCUCCGGAAUAGCUCGAUUUUCUCAUAGGACAAUUCAAAUUUUGAAUAUGAAUAGGAUGUAGUUCAUGAACUUGAUUGGCGGAAUUGAAUUCGAAAUCAUAAGAAGAUUUAAAGAUGUUGAGAAUUUGGCUGACAA
Gossypium raimondii (Peruvian cotton) is the source of this 1160-nucleotide messenger RNA. Its product is annotated as protein SCO1 homolog 2, mitochondrial. The record is from RefSeq and is a predicted model, not a curated record. The transcript has 7 exons. Gene Ontology annotation, biological process: mitochondrial respiratory chain complex IV assembly. NCBI's taxonomy places the organism in Eukaryota, Viridiplantae, Streptophyta, Magnoliopsida, Malvales, Malvaceae. Bases 161 to 982 code for a protein of 273 amino acids.